This is a messenger RNA of Pleuronectes platessa (European plaice), 1212 nucleotides long. RefSeq lists its product as uncharacterized. NCBI's taxonomy places the organism in Eukaryota, Metazoa, Chordata, Actinopteri, Pleuronectiformes, Pleuronectidae. The coding region runs from base 540 to 1160 and encodes 206 amino acids. The record is from RefSeq and is a predicted model, not a curated record. Gene Ontology annotation, cellular component: nucleus. The transcript has 6 exons.
UUUCACAAAGCAGGUUCAACAAACUCUGAGUUAAAACCUUAACUCUGGGUUGAGCAACUCUGAGCUGUCAAACUCUAAGUUUUCGGUUUCAGAACAGGUGAUAACACUUAGUUCAAUCAACUCAGAGUCAAGGUAACCCUGAGUGAAGCUUGUGCAUGAGGAUAUAAAAAGCCUUCAUCAAUGGAACACAGAUAACAUGAUUCACCAUGGCAACAAGUGGUAAACAGCCUCGAUCCUCCUACUUCUCCCCAGUGGAGUUGGAAAUAUUAAUGACUGCGUAUGCAGAAAGUGCAACCCAACAGGCACCAAACGGACUUGGCAGCAGCUAAAGAUGAAAUAUAAAAAUGUAGUUCAAACAGGUAAGGUAUAAUAAAGUACAAGCAAUUGUGAUGUUGUUUAGCCUGCCCUCAUUAAACAGCAUUUAGUGGCUACAUUCAACAUGUGAUGGAUAUAUUUAAGUAAUUAGGGAAAUCUGCAAAAAAAAGAGAAAUCCCAACACUGCCAGUAUUUAAUAUUGUCUCUAUGAAAGCAACACCUAAAUGCCUUUUAUACAUACAAGUCUCCAAAGUUGUGUUUUCUGUAUGUAUUUAAAUUUGACCUCCAUUAUAGCCAACAGAAAAAAGGCUGAGGCCCGCAAAACAGGUGGCGGUCCACCACCACCACCUCUCACAGAGGCUGAAAAGAUGGCCCUCAGUCAGAACAGUGGACGACCCAUUGCUGAGGGCAUCUCUGGGGGGAGUUCAUCGGACCCACCCACGCCCCAGGUCACAGGGGCCUACAUAAGAGUUACUGAUGGUGUAAUCUGUCUCGUUGAGCCUUCUGCCAUAAGAGACCUCCAUGCUGUUGAGGAUGAUGAAGAAACCUUAUCAGCUGCCACAGAGAGGGAAGAUGCAGAGAGGCCUGCUGAAAGCCAUGCUGGAAAUUACAAUGGGGAAGAAGGUCCAUCAACCUCCACAGCACAGCUUACCUCACUCCCUGUGAAACAACUUUACAAGGUAUAUUUAGAAUCUCAAAUAAACAAAUCACACCUAGAAAUGGAGCACAUAAGGCUGCAGAUCACCAAAACAGAAAAGGAAAUACAACUGCUGGACCAUCAGUUAAAGGUGGGUGACGUGCCCACAGGUGGAUGUUUUUUAAUUGUUUCAACAACAAAGGAUUAACAACUGUACAAAAUUUGUCCUUUUAGGAAAUAAAGAAGACCUCAUAAAAUGA